Paramecium octaurelia is the source of this 1356-nucleotide messenger RNA. NCBI's taxonomy places the organism in Eukaryota, Ciliophora, Oligohymenophorea, Peniculida, Parameciidae. The record is from the annotation of a GenBank genome assembly.
AUGAGAUCUAGAUUUCUUCCCACAGGUGAUAAAGUUGUUGUCCCAGACAUCAGAAACACGGCAGAAUAUGGCAAAUUAUUUGAAGAAGAAAUAUUCUAAUCUAAAAUAAGAGCUCAAAGAGAAUAUGAGAUGAAACUUUAGGAGUUCUUAGAUCAAGUUAAAGUUGUCGAUGAUUUUGUCUUUAAAAUCUUAGAUAUCAUUUCAACAUCCCUUUAGAAUUCCUAAACUCCUGACCCCUCCUUACUCAGUGAAUUAAAGAAAUUGAGAUUAUCCCUUAAAUUUGAUGAUCAUUACAAAGAGAGCAUUGAACCACUCAAUGAAGCCUUGCUUUGGAUUAAAGCUUCUCAGCAUCUCUUCUCAGUUAUCAAUCAAAUUAAUCUACUGAGAAACAUUAUCUGUGCUCCCCUAUCUUAGGACUAUAUUAGAAGAAUGAAAAACUUUUCAGAAGAUUUCGAAUUGCUGCUUAAAGAACAUAAAUCCAUUGAGGUCAAGUCUCCAUUUAGUUUUAAACAAUAAAAAUAACCAUAUUUAGAAUCUGCUUAACUAUUUGAUGAACUCUUGCUAAGAACUCUGAAAGCUAUGAAACUUAUUCAAUAAUAUUCUACCUACAGCAUGCAAAUAGCUGCAUAUUACACUGAAUUUUAAUAUCACAUCAAUGGUUCUAUAAAAGUGAACUAAGAAUACAUGGAACUUAUUCACAGUUUAGUUUUAUUUUAUUAAAAUGAAUCAUCCCAAUUUACUCCUUUACAGAAGGCUUUGGAAGGAAUCCCAAAUAACGGGAUAUUCCAUGAGCAAUUAGAAAAUGUAAAGAAUCUAUUGCACAAUUAUAGAAAAUAAUUGAACUUAGAGGAUUUUAAGGAAUUAGAUCUAGUAUUCUAAAAGUAUCUAAAGCAAUAGUAACCUAUCUUUUCUCUUGAAUAAUUGAGAAUUGAUUUAUUUUUUAUCCUAAAUGAUGAGGAGGACUUUAUAACAGUAAUGAAAAGCUUUAAAAGGGUUUGUUCUCAAUCUAUUUUAGAUUUAGAUUCUUAUGAUGACUUAUUAAAGGAAUUAAUUAAUUUCACAUCUACAAAAAGAGACAAUAAAAUUUCAUAAUUAGAAGAUAACUUCGUCAUAGUAUCAUUUGUCUAAAACGAUAAAAAGGAUUGGUAAUAAUUUUUGAAAUUGUGCAUAACUAAAUUAGGUGUUUUUUUAAAAGAUGCAGAGAAAAAUCAAGUUGAAAGUCCUUAACACUACCUAAAUGACUUUAAACAUUCAGCUAAUUAAUUAAGGCCUUAAAAAAAUACUUUUAGUAAUUCCAAUUUAUUGUAACUUUAUGAUAAAAUUAUUGAACUAUUUGAAAUUAAUUUAAACAAGUGA